AUGACUGAUCAGGAGGAUAACAAAUCUGGAUUUAUAAAAAGAGAAAUGCUUAAAAAAAUGCAAAUUACACUCAACAACUACUAAACAUACAUAAUGGAGGCAUUAAAAUAAGCCUACAGUACAAAGUUUAUGGAAUGUUCUUAAAAGGGUAAAAGCUAGGUAGAGAGUACAAAAUGCCAAGAUAUAUUAAAUUAACGUUUAGAACAAUCAUUUAAAUUUAUAUCAUAAGGAGAUUAGCCUGUAAUGAGGGAAUUUAAGGAAUGUGUGAAGCAAUCAAAGAAGGAAGAGGAAAUGAAUAUAUGCUUUAAUCAAAUGAUGUAAGCUAAAGACGAUAAUUUAGAAAAAGCUAGGAAUUUACUACUAUCAUGA
Messenger RNA from Tetrahymena thermophila SB210, 369 nucleotides. RefSeq lists its product as hypothetical. The transcript has a single exon. The record is from RefSeq and is a predicted model, not a curated record. NCBI's taxonomy places the organism in Eukaryota, Ciliophora, Oligohymenophorea, Hymenostomatida, Tetrahymenidae.